AUGGGUAGGAAACGGGAUAUUGGUAGAAAAUACCUUAGUGGUCACGAAAAGAAAAUUCGUAAAAAAAAAUCGGAAAAUAUAGACAAAGAAUUUAAAGGUUCGUUAUUGAAAUAUUUCAAACAAGAUGAGAAAAAAGGUACCCAAACUAUGGAUGUCACCGAGCUUGAACAAGAAGAUUUGUUAACUGAGUCCAAUGAAGAAUGUUCUACAUCAUCUCAAAGUACAUCAUUACAAUUAACAUCAUCUCAAAGUACAUCAUUACAAGAAACAUCAUCUCAAAGUACAUCAUCUAAAAGUAUUUCAUCUCAAGGAAAUCAACAAAGUAGCAUCAUAGAUUUACAUGAUCCUGGAUUUUGGCCUGAAAAAAUUACUGAACAAUUCAGAAUGGAAAUAAUUCGCAAUGGAAUGGUUCAACUUAAAGGGUAUAAUUAUCCAAAAGACCGAUUUAAUAGAUCUUUCUCAGAUAAACAUUUUACAAGAACUUUGAAAAAUGGACUACAACAAGAGCGAAGAUGGCUAUUGUAUUCGAAGGAAAAAGAUUCGGUUUUUUGUUUUUCAUGUCGGUUAUUUUGUCCAAAUGAUUCAGCACUUUGUUCAGAUGGUUUCAAUGAUUGGACUCAUUUGAGCGAGCGUCUUCAUACUCAUGAAAAUUCGAAGGGUCAUUUUAACUCAAUGUUCCAACUGAUUGAAUUGGAAAAGCAUUUGAAAUCAGGAACUACAAUUGAUAAAAUUCACGAAAAUCAUGUUCAACAGCGAAUUCAAUUUUUAACAAAAGUAUUUGAACGUCUAAUUCAGGCUAUUUUAUUCAUGUCUAAAAAUAAUUUGGCAUUUCGUGGAAGUAAUGAUAAAUUAUAUGAACCACAUAAUGGUAUUUUUCUUUCGCUCAUCGAAUAUGUAGGAAAAUUUGAUCCUGUGAUGAAUGAGCACUUGAAAUAUUCUAAAAAAUCAUACUUGUCUCCAAAAAUACAAAACCAAUUGAUAAUCGCAAUGGCGAGGAAAGUUCGUUCUGAAAUAAUUUCAAAAAUAAAAGAAGCCAGAUAUUUUUCAAUUUUAUUGGAUUGCACACCGGAUGCAAGUCAUCAAGAGCAACUGUCAAUUGUUUUUCGAUAUGUUGAUGUUGAUGAUAUGACGAAUGGAUUUAUUCACGAAAGAUUUUUGCAGUUCGAAUCAGUAGAAGAUACCACUGGCAAAGGAUUGACAGCCAAAAUAGAAAGCAUCUUGAAAGAUGAAGGACUAGAUCUUGCGAAUUGUCGUGGUCAAAGUUAUGAUAAUGGGGCAAAUAUGCGAGGGGUAAAUAAAGGAGUGCAAGCACUAAUUUUGGAAAAAAAUCCCAAAGCCUAUUACAUGUCAUGUGGAAGCCAUAAUCUAAACCUAAUUCUUAGUGAAAUGUCUAAAUCAUCUAAUAUUGCGAUUUCAUUUUUUGGCACAUUGCAAAGUUUAUACAAUAUUUUCGCCGGUUCAGUUAAUAGGUGGAGAAUUUUGAAAGAACAUGUAAAUAAUCUUACUCCAAAACCUUUGUCCGAAACACGUUGGGAAUGUCGCAUUAAUAGCGUAAAGGCGGUGAGAUUCCAACUUUUGGAAUUUUCUAAAGCAUUGGAAUCGUUGGAAAAUCAUGUUACAGAAUCGAAAAUCAAGUCUGAGAUCGAUUCCAUAAAAAACAAAAUAUCAUCGAUUGAGUUCAUAUUCAGCCUGAUUAUAUGGUAUCGAAUUCUAGAAAAAGUAAAUAUUGUUAGUAAGCUUUUCCAAAAAUUUAGAGAUGAAGGAUUCGAUUCCUCGCUGGCUGAAUCGCGAGAGUUGGCGCGCCGGCUUGAUAUAAAUCCAGAAUUUAAAGAUAACCGGAUUCGGAAGAAAAAACGAUUUGAUUCUGAAGGUGAUGAUGAACCAAAAUCAUCACCUGAAGAUAGAUAUCGUAUUGAUUAUUUUUUGAUAAUCAUCGAUCAAGCUUUGGAAUCGUUUCGCAAUCGAUUUCAAUAUUACCGAAAUCACCAUGAAAUGUUCGGGCCCUUUUACGAUUCCGAUAGACUGAAAAGUUUAUCCGAAUCGGAAUUGGACACUUGCGGCCGAACCAUUGCAUCUGUCAUGGGAGAGGACAUCGAGUGUAGUGAUUUAGUAAACGAAAUUCGACUUAGUCGUGAGGUUCUACCGUCGAACCUGGGGUUGUCUCAAACUUUGAAGUAUUUUUCUGAUAAUCACUUAUUGGAAUUAUAUCCGAAUUUGGUGAUUCUCCUUCGAAUUCUAUCGACAUUACCGAUUACAGUCGCAUCAGCUGAACGCUCGUUUUCAAAGUUAAAGCUUAUUAAAACUUAUCUUCGCUCGACCAUAGGCAAAGAUCGUUUUAAUGCUUUGGCUUUAUUGUCGAUCGAACAAGAGUUCGUCAACAAUAUUGAUUUCAGCGAUUUAGCCUAUCGCUUUGCCGUCAACCAGUCAAAAUCAAAAUAG
Dermatophagoides pteronyssinus (European house dust mite) is the source of this 2439-nucleotide messenger RNA. Its product is annotated as zinc finger MYM-type protein 1-like. Gene Ontology annotation, molecular function: protein dimerization activity. Lineage: Eukaryota; Metazoa; Arthropoda; Arachnida; Sarcoptiformes; Pyroglyphidae. The record is from RefSeq and is a predicted model, not a curated record.